Ilex paraguariensis (yerba mate) is the source of this 303-nucleotide messenger RNA. NCBI's taxonomy places the organism in Eukaryota, Viridiplantae, Streptophyta, Magnoliopsida, Aquifoliales, Aquifoliaceae. The record is from the annotation of a GenBank genome assembly.
AAAUAUUCCGAAAGUUUGAAGUGCUGGUCGUGACCGAGAAUGGAUGCAAGAGAGAAUUUGAACAAUUUCGCAGUUGGAUCUGUGCCAUCGUUGUUUUACAUUCCUGGUUUCAUCACUGAGGGUGAACAACAGCAGCUCCUUAACAACAUCUACCAAGCCCCCGUAUCGAAGUGGAAAUGUUUGAAGAGCAGGAGACUGCAAAAUUGGGGAGGUGUAGUCCAUGAGAAGGGCCUUUUACCGCAAGAUUGUGCAGCUACUGCUGAUCUUUUAGAUGGUGUUUGUUUGCUAGAGGUCUUACUAUGA